Messenger RNA from Brachypodium distachyon (stiff brome), 2317 nucleotides. RefSeq names its product aromatic aminotransferase ISS1. The record is from RefSeq and is a predicted model, not a curated record. NCBI's taxonomy places the organism in Eukaryota, Viridiplantae, Streptophyta, Magnoliopsida, Poales, Poaceae. Bases 905 to 2089 code for a protein of 394 amino acids. Gene Ontology annotation, molecular function: pyridoxal phosphate binding; catalytic activity. The transcript has 11 exons. Gene Ontology annotation, biological process: biosynthetic process.
ACGAACGCCUUCCUACUCAUCGCCGGGCUUGACUCAGCAGCCGCGCGGUUAAGACAGAUGGAUCGAUCGUGUGGCGUCUCCUCGUGUGCGUUUUGGGGGGAUCCGAGAUCUCCCGAGACAAGGCACCAGCCCCCGCCUCCUCCAUCCCCGAGCCUUUUUGUUCGCACCUGGAUUAUACUACUACUCCGCCACCUGGAUCUCCGGUCCUCGGAAAGGGGUUCGAUGAUCACCACAGAUUUACCGCAGCUAUAUCUUCUCCUUCUUCUUGGGCGGUGUUUCGAGGAUCCCACACAUCGUCGUGUUUUCAGGAACGCCUCUCUGGUGAUCUAGUGAUCUAGUCUAGUCUCCUUCCGAACCACCCGAGGUUCCUGUAUACUACAAAUUAGAAAACGCCGCGAUUGUCCAAUACGCACGCCAUUUCCCUUUUGUCAUGUGCUGCCUGCCUGCCUGCCUGCCCAUCAUGAAUCUUCCCAGCAGCACUUGCUUUGGCGUUAUUCCCAGAUUUCAGUUUGCCUUUGCAAAAUGAGACGGUGCUGAAAAGCAAAAAGGAAAACGUUUUUUUUGUGUUCUCCGAUAAAUAACGCUCAAUUCCUGGUUGUCCUGGAGAUGGUGAGAGCUCGAUCGAUGCUUAUCCUCCUCCAGCUACCCCACAUAAGACAACGCAGUCUACAGAGAAACUGACAGGAAACGAACCAACGAAAACAAUACUCCUAUCCUACUAGCAGCAGGAAAACAAGAAGAAGAAGAAGAAGAAGGGCUCCUCGGAGAAUCUUUUGUUUCUUUUUCCCCGUGCGUCUUCCUCGAUUGAUUGGCUUCGGUUCGGGAGAGGAGUUGUGGUUGGUGAAGAGCUCGGGAUCAGUUGGCGACUUCCCACGGAGUUCCAGGUUCUUGGAGGCAGGGGAACAUGAGCAGCUUUGCCAAGCUGGCCAAGAGGGCCGUCGAGACGGAGGCGCCCGUCAUGGUCAAGAUGCAAAAGCUUCUUGGAGGGCUCAAGGAUGUGAUGUCGCUUGCGCAGGGAAUUGUUUAUUGGCAACCUCCUGAGGAAGCCCUGAAUAAGGUAAAAGAAAUUGUAUGGGAACCAUCAACCAGCAAAUAUGGCUCUGAUGAUGGCCUUCCCGAACUUCGAGAAGCACUUCUCGAGAAGCUUCACCGAGAGAAUAAGCUAACCAAGUCAUCAGUUAUGGUGACUGCUGGUGCAAAUCAGGCCUUUGUAAACCUAGUUCUCACCCUUUGCGAUGCUGGGGAUUCUGUUGUCAUGUUUGCACCAUACUACUUCAACGCCUACAUGUCAUUCCAGAUGACUGGUGUCACUGACAUAUUAGUUGGUGCUUGCAAUUCCACGACUCUCCAUCCUGAUGUUGAUUGGCUGGAGAAAGUUCUGAAAGGAAACGGCCCUAUCCCUAAACUGGUUACUGUUGUAAAUCCGGGAAACCCCUCUGGAGCUUUUAUUCCCAAGCCUAUGCUCCAGAGAAUUUCAGACCUGUGCAGAAAUGCUGGUUCAUGGCUUGUGGUUGACAAUACCUAUGAAUACUUUAUGUAUGAUGGAAUGGAGCACUAUUGCUUAGAGGAUGCUCACAUUGUCAACAUUUUCUCAUUCUCAAAGGCUUAUGGAAUGAUGGGAUGGCGUGUAGGAUAUAUUGCGUAUCCGAGUGAAGUCAAUGGUUUCCAUGCACAGCUCCUUAAAGUGCAAGAUAACAUACCUAUCUGUGCUUCCAUCAUCGGGCAGCGACUGGCGCUCCACGCAUUAGAGGCCGGCCCAGAGUGGAUCAGGGAAAGGGUGAAAGAUCUAGUGAAAAACCGCGAGUUGCUUGUGGAGGCAAUGUCUCCACUUGGUGAGGAUGCUGUCAGGGGUGGGGAGGGUGCCAUUUACCUCUGGGCUAAACUACCAGACACUUGUUCAGACGACUUUGAAGCUGUCAGUUGGCUCGCAAGUAAGCACGGGGUCGCUGUGAUCCCCGGGAGCGCCUGCGGAAGUCCUGGAUUCAUCCGUAUUUCAUUCGGCGGAUUGAAGGAGGCAGACACGAGACUCGCUGCGGAGAGGCUAAGGCGGGGUUUGCAAGAACUGGUGACUGAUGGAAUGGUACAGUAACAGCCCAUCGGAUGCAAGAAUACAUCCUACAUUCAAAUCACACUAGUCUGAUUUUUCAACGAUAUAACUCUUGCUGGUAUUAGUUCAGGAGAGCAGAAAGACCACAUCUCCCAAGUUUAUAUACACCUACAGAAUCCUCCCAAUGGAAAUGGCAAUUGGUGAACUGAGAAUUGGGGCAAAAUAAAAUGCCAUCCAGCCCCAUGUCAUAAUUCCUCGUUCAGUACUUCC